AUGGCUAAGAUCGAAUGGAACGUGAUUGUUUAUGACAAGCCCGGAACUGACAGAAGUCAGGUGCGUCCUCAACACGUGGCUGCUAUUCCGGAAGCCGUCAACAGUGGCAUUGUCACGUCUGUGGGAGCCAUCUACCACGAUGUGGAGAAGACCAAGUUUGCUGGAAGUACCUUCCAUUUGAUGGCUGAGAGUAAAGAGGAAAUUUUGGAUUUUUUGAAGAAGGAUGUGUACUAUGCUAGCGGGAUCUGGGAUCUUGACUCGGUGGUGGCUCAUCCGGUGGGAAUUGCCUGUAGACUUGGUAAGGAGAUGCCGGGAGUGACCAAGAUAUAG
Messenger RNA from Sungouiella intermedia, 330 nucleotides. Lineage: Eukaryota; Fungi; Ascomycota; Pichiomycetes; Serinales; Metschnikowiaceae. The record is from the annotation of a GenBank genome assembly.